Molecule: messenger RNA, 1315 nt
Organism: Xiphophorus couchianus (Monterrey platyfish)
Lineage: Eukaryota; Metazoa; Chordata; Actinopteri; Cyprinodontiformes; Poeciliidae
Gene: aptx
Product: aprataxin
Exons: 7
Coding region: 33-1034 (333 amino acids)
Biological process (GO): single strand break repair
Cellular component (GO): nucleus
Molecular function (GO): protein binding; DNA 5'-adenosine monophosphate hydrolase activity; double-stranded RNA binding
Source: RefSeq, a predicted model, not a curated record
AAUGGUAAAAAAAAGAUUUAAAAAAUGAUAAAAUGCCUAUUUGCUGGCUUGUCAGUGAAGAAGGUACCCAUAAACCAAUCCCGUUACCUCAUUUACGUGCGGUUGUUGUUGGGCGAGGCCCAGAAACGACAAUUAAAGACAAGAAAUGCUCUCGGCAGCAAGUUGAACUGAAAGCUGAGUGCAACAAAGGUUAUGUCAAAGUUAAACAGCUGGGCUUAAACCCCACCUCAGUAGACCUUGUGGUGGUGGGGAAAGGCAAUGAGGUCAGAAUAAAACCUGGACAGAAGCUCCAUGUUGUUAAUCAGCUUUACCCGUACACCAUACAGUUCAAAGAAGAUCUCUCUGGGCACCACAGCAGCAUCAAAAGUCCAAGAGAUCAAACAUUGGAGAACAGUGAUGGCCAGAAAAAUGUUCAGACUCUAAAAGCUCCUAAGCAGAACACAAAUGGCUCUCCAUCAGUACGUCAUGCAGAAAACACAAAAACAAAUGAAAAUGUCAGACAUUGGAGCCAAGGUCUGAAAACUUCAAUGCAAGAUCCUCAGAUGCAGGUUUACAAGGAUGAUAAGGUUGUUGUGAUUACAGACAAAUACCCCAAAGCUCGCUACCACUGGUUAGUCCUUCCAUGGCAGUCGAUUCCCAGCCUGAAGGCUUUACGUGGAGAGCACUGUGAUCUUCUGAAACACAUGCAGCAGGUUGCUGACCGCAUGAUCCAGCAGUGCCCAGAUUCCAGCACACUUCGGUUCCGGUCAGGUUACCACGCUAUCCCAAGUAUGAGUCACAUCCACCUCCAUGUGAUCAGCCAGGACUUUGACUCUCCUUGCUUGAAGAACAAGAAGCACUGGAACUCUUUUACAACGGAGUAUUUCAUUGAUUCUGAUGAUGUUAUUCAGAUGCUUGAGACAUGUGGAAAAGUCACUGUUAAAGAAGGUUCCAGUGAAUUGUUGAAACUACCUCUCCGCUGCCAUGUGUGCCACAAAGAGUUUCCUACAAUACCUUCUCUGAAGGAACACUUGAAAUCUCACUUUCCCAGAUAAUUAUGUGACCUUAACAUAGAAGUAAACACAUGUUUAAUGGUGUUUAGUGUAUUUUUCUAAAAUGUUGUUUUGCAUUAAGUGUUGUAAUUAUGCAAGUUGAAAACUUGUCACUUGUUUUGUACAUUUUUGAAAAUGUACAAAAAAAUAUGCUUGUCUAGAGUGCAUUGGUCAGUCCUAAGUCAAAUGUUGAUCCACUCUAACUUUAUUUUUGUUUGUACACUUCAUUUUCAGAUAGGUUUAGUUCUUCAUUCUGAUGCAAUAAACGUUUUCUAGAGACUUUA